GGAAACAGCCUGAGGAUGCAGUCUUCUAAUCCGUUCUGCUUCAUUGUACAGAUCCUGCUUUGCCUGUGUUCAGCGCCUGUCUGGGCAUCGCCGUUUUCUCAAGUCAUCGUCACAACAACGCUGGCCACGGAAGGAUUUCCAGUUUUUCAAGAUAAAUCCGACGCACGUUUUGGCGUACUCGCGUACUGGCCGCAGUAUGCCUUUACCCGGCACAAGGAAGCUACCCCAUCGACAUCGACACUAAUCAACGAGGCUUCAAAACCGUGGAACGUCGCCAGUUCUAUCCUGCUUUGCCUGUGUUCAGCGCCUGUCUGGGCAUCGCCGUUUUCUCAAGUCAUCGUCACAACAACGCUGGCCACGGAAGGAUUUCCAGUUUUUCAAGAUAAAUCCGACGCACGUUUUGGCGUACUCGCGUACUGGCCGCAGUAUGCCUUUACCCGGCACAAGGAAGCUACCCCAUCGACAUCGACACUAAUCAACGAGGCUUCAAAACCGUGGAACGUCGCCAGUUCUGUCAGUGGGCAUGGAAACAGCCUGAGGAUGCAGUCUUCUAAUCCGUUCUGCUUCAUUGUACAGGUGGGUUCCUCUCCGUCGUUACAUACUAGACGAACGAAUAACGUCGUUCUUCUGCUGUUUCCAUGCCCAAGUGUUAUUUGUGUUACGGUCAUUGAGUGUUAUGAUGUGGUAAAAUCGUUACUAGCACUUUCGGGCGACAUUGAACUUAAUCCCGGCCCCAUGAGCGACGUUCAAGCGAAACAAUUCGCAGAUUUGAUGCGGCUGCUCGGCAAAAGUACCCUAACCAGUAUGACGUCGCAGGACGGGAAACAGCUACCGAUAAACUAUCCGAUAAUCGCUAACUUCAUGAAACACGAAGAGUUACGGCUAAAGGGUGUUUGCCUAAGGACUUUAUGGGCACACCAGCACCGCGACUUUGUUUUGAGCAUUCUGGUGGCUAAUACGAGAUAG
Molecule: messenger RNA, 966 nt
Organism: Ixodes scapularis (black-legged tick)
Lineage: Eukaryota; Metazoa; Arthropoda; Arachnida; Ixodida; Ixodidae
Exons: 3
Coding region: 16-966 (316 amino acids)
Source: RefSeq, a predicted model, not a curated record